Molecule: messenger RNA, 2292 nt
Organism: Paramisgurnus dabryanus
Lineage: Eukaryota; Metazoa; Chordata; Actinopteri; Cypriniformes; Cobitidae
Gene: spsb3b
Product: splA/ryanodine receptor domain and SOCS box containing 3b
Biological process (GO): proteasome-mediated ubiquitin-dependent protein catabolic process
Cellular component (GO): SCF ubiquitin ligase complex
Molecular function (GO): protein binding
Source: RefSeq, a predicted model, not a curated record
CAAUUAGUGAACACCUGUCUCUGUCCUGUACACAUUAAGGUCAAAAGUCUUGAAAUCCAGUUAUACACCUAGUUCUGAGCUAAAGAAACAGAGAGAUAGAGAAUGAACACAUUGUUGUGUUUAUGUUACGUGUGACCUCAGAGAGAUUUUAGCUUUAUCAUCCUGGUCUGCUGAUGUUUCAUCACUCUCAUGGGUUGUUUUGAAAGCUGGGAGUGUGAAUAUCAGAUUGAUCGGAGCAGGUGACUCAAGACUGUAACUGUAUAGCAUCAGACGGCCAGACGUCCGUGGCAUAUGGGACAAUCAGACGUAGGCAGCACAGCUCAGUCAUUCAGAGCUAAACAAGUCUAUGGUAAAACCUGCUGAAUGUCUUGGAAUAAGUAUGUUGUUAGUGAAAAUGGCACACAGACAGAAGCUACGUCCAUCACGACGACCCUCAACCCAGAAGAGAAACAAGUUGUUGGAGCACAGGUGAAUUCCGAUUCAGAGGUAUGUCAAGGGUACGAGGCAGUAACAGUGUGUGUGCCCGCUGAAAUGCCACCGGAUGUGCCAGUGACGGGCGAGUCGUUCUGUCAAUGCCCGGCUCAAACAGAACUCAACUCAGAUGUUCAGAUCAAUGCCAACACCCUUAGCUGCACCUGUGGAGAGGAAGAAGAAGGAUGUGAUUGGGUGUGGGACACUGACAGUAAAUCAUCCGGUGUGUCUUUGAGUUGCUCUAAUCGGACCGUGAGCUUCCAUUCGGAGCACAGCUCUGGAACGGCCGCUGUCCGGGGCUCACGAGCGCUCAGUGAUGGACAACACUUCUGGGAGAUUAAAAUGACAUCACCUGUUUAUGGCACAGAUAUGAUGGUUGGUAUUGGUACAUCAGAAGUGAACCUGGAUCAGUUCAGAUUCAGUUUCUGUAGUAUGUUGGGUACAGAUGAAGACAGCUGGGGUCUGUCAUACACGGGUCACCUCCACCAUGAGGGGUCAAAGGUGAACUUUUCCUCACGCUUUGGUCAGGGUUCAAUUAUCGGUGUUCACUUGGACACCUGGCACGGCACGCUCAGCUUCUACAAGAACCGGCGACGCAUUGGCGUUGCAGACACACAUUUACAAAACAAGCGUCUUUAUCCGAUGGUUUGUUCAACUGCAGCCAAGAGCAGCAUGAAACUCAUCCGCUCGCACUCAGUGCCCACCACCUUACAGUACCUGUGCUGCACACAGCUGCGCAACAUUCUGCCCGACUGCGCAGACGCUCUGCAUGUGUUGUCGUUGCCGCCAGGUCUGCUGCUGUCUAACCAACUAGGAUGGGUGCUAAGUCUCGGCUGUGCAGACAGGAAAGACAAAGCUAUGCAAACAGAAGACCAAUACAUAAGCCCAAACCCUUCCCGCGCCAACAGUGAACAUGAUUUGAUUUUCCACAGUACAGAUGAGCUUCACUGUGAUUCUCCCUUUGGCCUGGAAGCCUCUGUAUAUCCUGAUGAAUCUUAUCAAGACUCUGUCUCUGUAAUGGAUGUUGCCUGUUACCUUAAUCCCUUUCCUUCUUCUGACCACGCCCUCUACUGUGGCUCCACCCUCAUCUCUGACCACACCUCCCCAUCUGACCCUACCUAUCAUCACACACCUGCUCUUUGUCCUAGCUGUGACUCUUCCCAGCCUACCGUCAGUGUAAAUGACCCCAACUCCUCCUUACACCCCAAAUCAUGCAAUCUUUGCCCCGCCUCCAGUGAUAGUGACUCGGAUGAAUUCUUCUCAGAUUUAGAGACAUGCCAAAGAAAACGCUGUCGCUGGACAUGAGAAACAAAGUUGUUUUUAUUGCAUGACUCUUUCACAUACUAAAUGCUUAUGAAAGCACAGAGGAUUUUGUUAUUUGCGGAUAUGAAAAUGUAAAAUAAAAGUUUUUCCUAUAACAAGUUUGCUCAUAAAUUUUAUAAUUUUCAAUGCCAAUAUUUCUAGUCAAGUGACACUGUUUUGCUGAAAGUUUGAGAAUUAGGUGGAAAAAUAUUGAAUUUAAACAGUAAAAGUCGAUCAAUGCCAAACAUUUGUCAUCACUGGAGUAUUUUUCAGUUUUAUCUGAAGCUCUUUGAUUGGUUUUGAAGUAUUUUGUUGUGUGGAUUAUUUAUGAGGAACCUCAAAACCACGCAGAUCUGUUCAAAUAUAAUUUCUAUGUUGUAAAGCAUUAUUUAUUUAUUUGCUCAGACAUGAAGAUACAGGAUAAAAUGAUCUUAUACCUCAACUUACGUAUAAAUAAAUUGCCUUUGCUGAGGUCUGAGUAUGACUUUCUGAAAUCUCAAAUGAUGACAUCACUGAUCA